CCUUUACCAGUCGAGCUUGAGUAAAUCGAGGAACUCCCGGGCCGUCGGUGCCGGAUGAUUGAUCGUGCUGCGAUACCUCAGAAAUAAUUCUGUGCCCCGUGCCUGUGGAGACAGUCGGGAUUGAAACAGUUCCGAACAAGAUGGAAGACGAAAAAGAAAACGCGCGAGAUGGGAAACAAGAUCGAACGAGUUCAGUCCGGUACAUAUUGUGUGGAUUGCUGUUCAUGAAUUGUUUCCUGCUGUACGCGAUGCGAUUGAACCUCUCGAUCUCGAUGACAGCCAUGGUCAACACGGAGAAUCCUGAUGUCAUGGCUCCCUUGAAUGAGACUUGCAGGAGCCUAGACAGGGCUGUUGAGAACACGACCGUCCCCAGGCCCAAUAAGACUGGGGAAUUCGAUUGGGAUCAGAGUCAGCAAGGGAUGAUCACGUAUUCUUUCUUCGUCGGGUAUCUUAUUACUCAAAUCCCCGGAGGAUAUUUGGCCGAAAUUUAUUCCCCCACGUUGGUGCUGGGCUUGGGGAUGGGGCUCACAUCCGUUUUGACAUGUUUCACGUCUAUAGCGGCACGGACGCAUAUAGCUCUUCUGAUCGCCCUCCGCAUGCUAGAGGGUCUCGGUGAGGGAGUGAUGUAUCCUUCCGUGUUCGUCUUCAUAGCGAACUGGAUACCGGUUCAGGAACAGGGGCUCCUCUUGAACUUCAUCGUUUCCGGAUGCGCCGUGGGAACCGUAGUCACGAUGACGGUGUCCGCCUUGUUGUGCAACUCGCCUCUGGGGUGGCCUGCAUCGUUUUACGUAUUCGGGAUCAUCGGGAUCGUAUUCAGCAUCCUGUGGAUAACGCUGAGCGCCGGAGCUCCGGAGUAUCAUAGUUGGAUAUCGCCCGGAGAGCGCGACUACAUCAUCAAACACCGGGCGGCGUCCAAGAAGAAAAAUAUGCGAGCGGUACCCUGGAAGAAGUUGCUGCUCUCCCCGGCCGUAUUGCUCCUUGGCAUUGAGUGCUUUGGCGUCUCGAUGAACGCCUACUUCAUCAUCACGGAAUUCCCGAGUUAUCUCAAGUACAUAUACGGAGCGGAUACCCUGACCGUGGGCAUGGUGACCGGGUUUAUGACCCUGGGAAGCGCGAUCUCUGUGAUUCUCUGUGGCUGGGCCACUGACAAGAUACUCGCCAAGGAAGCGAUUUCGAAAAAUACACUGCGUAAAUUCUGCGUGGCUGUCAGCUGCUUCGUUCCAUCCAUCUGCAUGAUCAUCAUUGCCCAAAUCGGCUGCAAUUACCACCUAGUCCUGGGCCUAAUGCUCCUAAAUCUGGUCUGCAUGGGGUUCAUUGGGGGUGGCGACCGCCUAAUCGGUCUCGACAUCGCCCCCGAGCUCGCAGGUUGUGUUCAAGGGGUCACGAGCUCAAUGGCAAACCUUGCUGGGGUUGUGGCUCCUGCUCUCGUCGCAAUCACCACGGAAAAAAAUAACACGGCUCACCAAUGGAAUCUCGUUCUCUACUGCGUUGCUGCUUGUGGCGCUUUCGGAGCGAUCUUGUUCAUUCUUUUCGGUACCGUCGCGAAGCAAGAUUGGGCCACAGAUGGAGAGGACGCAGAGGACAACGAAUUAGUCCAUCGUGAUAAUUAAGAGAUGGAUCGAUCAUUUAUUAGGAGUGGCGAAUAUGAAUUCAAGGAUGCGUGUACAAUUAUACUGAUACCGAAGAAAUACCGUCUCCACGAUAAUUGUCCGGUUCAAGAGUGGAGCUUCCCGUACGCGACC
This is a messenger RNA of Galendromus occidentalis (western predatory mite), 1742 nucleotides long. RefSeq names its product sialin. NCBI's taxonomy places the organism in Eukaryota, Metazoa, Arthropoda, Arachnida, Mesostigmata, Phytoseiidae. Gene Ontology annotation, biological process: transmembrane transport; monoatomic anion transport. Bases 141 to 1610 code for a protein of 489 amino acids. The transcript is spliced from 9 exons. Gene Ontology annotation, molecular function: transmembrane transporter activity. The record is from RefSeq and is a predicted model, not a curated record. Gene Ontology annotation, cellular component: membrane.